Clarias gariepinus (North African catfish) is the source of this 4573-nucleotide messenger RNA. It is a transcript of the gene cldnd1a, whose product is annotated as claudin domain containing 1a. NCBI's taxonomy places the organism in Eukaryota, Metazoa, Chordata, Actinopteri, Siluriformes, Clariidae. The transcript is spliced from 4 exons. Gene Ontology annotation, cellular component: membrane. The coding region runs from base 363 to 1124 and encodes 253 amino acids. The record is from RefSeq and is a predicted model, not a curated record.
AGACCAUAAUACCCAGCAUCCCCUGCUUUUGCCUGUUCACCGGAAAAGGAAAGCUGACGGAUUAAUAUUUACAAAAUCUCGAAGCAGCAGGACCGAUUUCUUUCUUUCUUUCCUUCCCUGCAGUCGGAUUAUCAUCAGUAACGUUAGUGUGUAACUGCUGCACUAAUCCGUGUUUAUUCAGGCCGCACUGGACCCGCGCAGACUCGCUGCAGAUGAAGUGACAGAUGGAAGCUGCGCCGCAACAGAUGGCGGGUUCGUUCGAUCUGAUCUGCGGAUAAAAACAAAACGGGACUCUCGAGGAAAUUAAUAAUAUUAACAACAACAAUAAAAAUAAUAAAAAGCCCAGAGAGAAUCCGGGCGUCAUGGUGGACAACCGCUCGGCCACGGCGCUGGUGAUCGCGUGCGUGCUGAGCGCGCUGGCCACGGUCUACCUGUCUGUGGCGGUGGGCACGCGCCACUGGUACCAGUACACCAGCCCGCAGGUGCGUCACGAGCACAACGCGACCGAGCUGCGCGCGCUGCACCAGGAGCUCGGCGACGGAGGCUUCGACGAGAAGACCGCGAGCGACGCGCUGUUCCGCCUCAACGGCACCGUCGGCCUGUGGUGGAGCUGCGUGCGCGUGCCCGCCGACCGCACCCGCUGGUACCGAGAGCCAGAUCCCGAGAUGGCCACAGAGUGUGUGAGCUUCACACUAUCUCAGCAGUUCACACCCAAAUACACAGAGCCGGGCAACCACAACAGCGGAGAGGACAUGAUACGCACCUAUCUGUGGAGGUGUCAGUUUCUCCUGCCUCUGCUCUCUCUGGGACUGGUGUUAGUGGGAGGACUGGUGGGAUUCUGUGCGUGUUUGUGUCGUAGUUUCAGUCCCACACUGGGCGUUGGACUCCUCCACCUCCUCGCCGGUGUGUGUUCUCUGGGCUGCGUGUGUUGUUUUCUGGCGGGUAUGGACCUGCUACACCGUGUCUCUGUCAUCCCGGACCAGGUGGACGGCUCUCUCGGUUGGUCCCUUUACCUUGCGCUCAUCUCCUCUCCACUGUACAUGAUGGCCGCCGCUCUACUAGUGUGGGCCGCUCGCAGCCAUAACAAGAGCUACUACAGCUUCACUGCCUACAGAGUGGCCUAGAGCACCCUUUCAUACAAUUACAGCCAGGUCUGUGUUCCAACUCACAGAAAUGCACUAAACGCACACGUACACGUCUUGCAUACUAGCAUACUACACUAGUACGUUAACAUAGAAAUAGUAAAAAUAUUUUUACACCAACAUAUGAUAUAUUUAACGGUAUGACAUUAUACUACUAGGACAUAAUACUACCAUGCGAUGGUUAGAUAAGUACAGAGUCAUAUAACCAUAAUUACAGAAUUGUUAAAGUACUGCACUAAGUAGUAUGGAGGUAGUAUACAGCCAUGGAACAAGACAACAUCCUCCUGUACAACAUAACCAAAUAACAUGGCGUAAUGUAUACUAUAAUACUAUUAUACUAAUUAGUAUCAGAAAAUAGUACUACAACUUACUACGGUAUGGAAUAGUAUGAAAAAAAGACUAGCCACCUCUGUACUGCCAUACUAAAUAAAAAUAUGGGGGUAAAACUACACCAUAAAAAUAUAGUAUGCAAUCCCACAUCCAUACUAAAUUAGUAUGAGAAGGUAUAAAAUACCUUCAUGCUCAAUAGUAUAUCAAAUUUAUAUCAGACACAUUCAGUUAUUUAUCAUACAAAAUAUUAUGGCUAGUAAGGUGGAACUCCACCACACUGCUGCACUAAAUAGUAUGGGCAGAAAACGACACCAUCCUAUAGGUAGAAUAAAAGCAAAGUUUACUACUAUACUAUUGUACUAAACAGUGUGGUGCACCACCAUACUAUUUAUUAGUACACCACUAUACUGCAUCUCAACAUCACAACAACACUCUGUAUGAAACAUCACACUCACUAUCAGCCACCAACACUCUCUAUAAACCACCAACACUGUCCAUCAAACACCAACACUUUCCAUCAAACACCAACACUCUACAUCAAACAAUAACACUCUCCAUUAAACAUCAACAUUCUCUAUCAAUCACCAACACUUUAUAAACCACCAACAGUCUCCAUCAAACGUCAGCACUCUCCACCAAACACUAACACUGUCUACCGAACACCGAAACUUUCUAUCAAACACCAAAACUCUCCAUCAAAUACCAACAGUCUCCAUCAAACACCAACAUUCUCUAUCAAACACCAACAUCCUCUAUUAAACACCAACACUUUCCAUUAAACACCAAGAUUUUUUAUCAACUACCAAUACUCUCCACCAAACACCAACACUCUGCAUCAGCAUUCUUUAUCAAACACCAACAUUUGUCUUCAAACACCAAAACUCUCUGUCAAACCCAUCAUUGGUCUAUCAGCCACCAACAUGGUCCAUCCACCACCAAUAUGCUCCAUCAAACACCAACACUCUCCAUCAAACACCAACACUCUCCAUUAAAUACCAACAAUCUCAAUCAAACACCAAAACUCUUCAUCAAACAUUAAUAACCACCAAGUUGCCACUGUUGGGCCCUUGCGCAAGGCCCUUAACCCUCAACUGCUCAGCUGUGUAAUGAGAUAAGAAAUGUAAGUUGCUCUGGAUAAGAGCGUCUGCCAAAUGUAAAUGUAAUAAUCCAUAAAAGACCGUCAAGCUUCAUUAGCCAUCUCACAAACCGACACUCUCUACCAAACACCAGCAGUCUCUACCAAACACCAACACUUUUCUUUAAAUACCAACAUUCUUUAUCAAACACUAACACUCCAUCAAACACCAACGCUCUUCAUCAAACACCAACACUUUGCAUCAAUCAUGAACCUAAUCAAACAUAAAAAGAAAUUCACCAAAUGCCAUUAAACACCAUCACCCUCCAUCAAACACCAACACUCAGUCAAACAUCACACUCUCUAUCAAACACCAGCACUUCCUUUCAGAUGCCAACACUCUUCUUUAAACACCAAACCUCUUCAUCAAACAUCAUUUUCUCCAUUAAACACCAUAAAAAUCUAUCAACUGUCAUGAAACACCAACACUUUCCAUCAAACACCAACAUUUUUCAUCAAAAACAAACGCUUUCCAUCCAACAAUAACCUUUAUUAAACACCUGAGCACUAUAUUGAACACAUUGAACACUAUCCAUUGGACACCAACAUUUCUAGAACAUCUCCAUCAAAAACUAACACCAAAAAUCUCAACCAAACACUCAUACUCCCCAUCAAUCUCACAGAAUCUCACAUUACCGAUCAGUCACAUUAAAUAUUAAGGCCAAGAUAAUGCACCACAACCACGACUGCAAUAAAUAAUAUGGUUUAUUAGCACACUGCUAUACUACAGUAUUAAAUAGUACUGCUUGUAGUAUGAUCAUAUUAAUAAUCUAAGAAACAAAAUGUGGUUUCAUUAGACUACUGAACUAAACACAGUAGAACAUCAAAACAGAACACUAAACACUAUUGGAGAAAAACCCAUACACGUUUAACCUAAGCACUGCACCGAGUGAAUGUGAGUAAUGUCCACCAUGUGCACCUAGUGUACUAUUUUGGCAAGCUAUUGAGCGUAGCAGCAUGCCGAUUGGGACGGAGCCUACUGUAAGCACGGCGUAAAAUAGCUUUCCAGAGAUUUACAGUGAAUUAGUGCACCUUUAUAAGAUAAGCGGCUGCAGGCGAGAGGGCUAUAAAGGCUGGCUGAGUGUGUGGGAGCAGAAAGUGCUGCGUGGACAUUCGCAAGACCCGAGCUUUUCCGUCCUUCAUCAUCGUCCUGACAGUUAAGCGCAAAGUGCUGCAGUGAGGUGCCAAGAUUUGGUUGAGUCAUAGAGAUUAUGAUUUUUGACGCGUUGCCAUGCCAAUACAAUACAAGAGAUAGAGGUAUAAAAUUCAUAUAUAUAUUAGUUUGGUAUGAUUUAAAAAAAAAAAUAAAUCCAUCAUGUCCAUUGAAUAUAUUUUUUCCACUUCUCUCUGCUUGCUAAGAUUUUCUAGUUUAAAAUGUUGACGCCUCUGAUCCCCAUUCAAGCAAGGCACUUUAAUGUUACACGCUUUACCUGCAUGCCUGUGUCCUGAUCAAGAAUUGUUUCCUCAGAUAAACUGUGAAGUGAGAAAUGGCACAACGUUAUAAAGAAGCACAGGAAACGCUUUUUUUUUCCAGUAACAGGGGUUGAGGAAAUUCUGACUAACACCGUUUUAAUUCCAACAGCACAAUGGUGCAGGACCAGAAGCAAGCAUGUUCAGGAAAAAAAAAAAAGUGGAAAAAUUUAUCAAUUGGCGCAUCUCUGCUCGGAAAGUUUACAUUUAUGUCAUUGCAUUAAUGUCAAGUCGAAUAAAAUGACGUAGCUAGAAAAUGUUUGCUAGUGGAAUGUCACGUCUGGUGGCGUAAUGGUUCUGCUUUCUCACCGGUGCAAACUAUUUCUGCAUCGCUGGAAGAACAAAGCUCAGCACCAUGUUUAUAGGUUUAUGAAAAUCAGGUAUAUAUUCAGGCACAGCUUUCUUUACUUUGUAUAUUAUUAUUGUUAUUAUUAUUAUUAUUGUGUCCAACUAUCUUGUAAUUUAUUUGUAUGUUGUUUUUUUUGUAUUAGUAGUA